UGGAGGGACUUCUUGUGAGGGCAGCUUGUCCUGGAAGAAUGGGGGAAAGGUGAUCACUGCCACUGUCUCCAAGGACAUCGCUGUAGCUCCCUGGGAGACCCUCUGCCCUUUCCCCCUCCCACCAGCCCAGGCGAGCAGGGACCAAGCUUGCUUAUUGUCACCUGACGCUGGGCAGCCACUGAUCCCAUUGGUGGAGCCAGAUUCGGUCUGGCUCUUUCGUUCUUUCUCGCCUUCUCUGCCUCUCUCUCCUCCACGCCGCCGCUUUGAUUUCGCUCUUGUUUCUCUCCUGGCGCUCGGCUGGGAACAUCGCCUCUCGGGGGGCAGCAGCGUUGUGCUGCAGAGCCAGGGAGGAGCUGCCUGCGGGGCAUGGAAGAAGCCUCCUUGGCAGCUGAGAGAGGAGCCAGGGGAGCGAGAGAGCGCUGCUGACUUUGACCCAGGCGUCCGGCUGCUGCCCCUCAGCCUGGGGAGACUGUCCACGCAGAGGUCUCUCCCCUCCCUCCCUUCCAGAUCUUCCUCUGCAGAGCCCGGUGGAGCCAGUCCACACAGAAGCCAAACCAGUGGGGAGCAUGGAGCUGCUGUCCACGCCCCACAGCAUCGAGGUCAGCAACAUCACCUGUGACUCCUUUCGCAUCUCCUGGGCCAUGGAGAACAGUGACCUGGAGAGGGUCACCCACUACUUCAUUGACCUGAACAAGAAAGAGAAUAAGAACUCCAACAAGUUCAAGCACCGGGAUGUCCCCACCAAGCUCGUGGCCAAGGCCGUGCCGCUGCCCAUGACGGUGAGAGGCCACUGGUUCCUGAGCCCCCGCACGGAGUACAGUGUGGCAGUGCAGACCGCCGUGAAGCAGAGCGACGGGGAGUACCUCGUGUCUGGCUGGAGCGAGACGGUCGAGUUCUGCACUGGGGAUUAUGCCAAGGAACACCUGGCCCAGUUGCAGGAGAAGGCCGAGCAGAUCGCAGGCCGCAUGCUCCGCUUCUCCGUCUUCUACCGCAACCAUCACAAGGAGUACUUCCAGCACGCCAGGACCCACUGCGGGAACAUGCUGCAGCCCUACCUGAAGGACAACAGUGGCAGCCAUGGCUCCCCGACCAGCGGCAUGCUCCACGGGGUCUUCUUCAGCUGCAACACGGAGUUCAACACAGGCCAGCCCCCGCAGGACUCCCCCUACGGCCGCUGGCGCUUCCAGAUCCCUGCCCAGCGCCUUUUCAACCCCAGCACCAACCUCUACUUUGCGGACUUCUACUGUAUGUACACGGCCUACCACUAUGCCAUCCUGGUGCUGGCCCCCAAGGGUUCCCUGGGGGAUCGCUUCUGCCGUGACCGCCUGCCCCUCCUGGACAUUGCCUGCAACAAGUUCCUGACCUGCAGCGUGGAGGAUGGGGAGCUGGUCUUCCGCCAUGCCCAGGACCUCAUCCUGGAGAUCAUCUACACCGAGCCUGUCGACCUGUCCCUGGGCACCCUGGGGGAGAUCAGCGGGCACCAGCUCAUGAGCCUGUCCACUGCUGACGCCAAGAAAGACCCCAGCUGCAAGACCUGCAACAUCAGCGUGGGCCGCUAGGGACUUCUGGGGAGCUGGGGGGCUAGGGAGAGAUGGCAGGCAGGGUGGUGAUGGGUGGCAUAGGUGCAGGGAGCUGGCUUUCUCUCCCCUGCCGCCCUGCUCCCUCCAUGCCAUCCAUCUCCCUCUUCCCUUCCCUUCCCCAGGGCAUUGGAGGCAACGGAGGGUGGUCCCUUGGUAGGCAUGGCCCACCCAUGCCUGGUGGGGUUGGGAAGGCUUCUUAGCCUCAGCAGGUUGGUGGGGAGUGCGGGGGCGGGUGGAUUUCUAGAGACUUCCCCUUUCCUCUGGUUUCCCUGCCCUGCUGUUUCUUGCCUCAUCCCAGGCCUCCAUCUCAGGAGACCUGCCGCCUAGGGCUCUCCCGGGGAAGCCUUCCCUUCCAAGGCCCACCUGUAGCUUGCCUGCCUCCGGAGGUGAGCCGAGAGCUGUGGGCGUGCUCUUCCUUAGCCCCAGCCCCUCCCGCUCAGGGCCAAUCACAGAAUGCCCCUCCCCGUGAGUCGGGCCUGGGGGCUUCUCACCGCAGGCCCCACUCUCUCCCUCUAUAAAUAGUUUCCUGCACCGCUGUGACCCCCGCCCCCACCCCGCCCCCAGCUCCUUACCCCGCGGCACCCUCUUCCUGCACGGGGAGGGCUGUGCCUCUCCUUCUCCACCUGCCCUCUAGAAAAGGACCCUCUUUUUCUCUUAGCUUCGGGGGCACCUGGCUGCUGGUGUUUCCCCUUCUUCCGUCUGGAGAUGGUGUAAAUCCUGGCGUACUUUCUCCCUUGCUCAGAGUGCUGGGUCUGCAAGGGCAGCCGCUGGGGUCGAGGAGGGGGCAAGAGACCCCUGAGACCCGGAGGGACCCCUUCCUCAGCCGGGAGUGGGCGGCCUCACGCCUUGGGGACCCGGCGUGGAACUGGAAGUGAGGGCGUUCCCCCAGAGCCCUGGCACCCCGCCUGGCUGCGCGCUUGCUCGCUCGCUCUGCCGCGGCGCCGCCACUGCCCUGUGCCUGUGUGUCAUCUGGACUGUGGCUUCCCUGCCCCGCCCCCCCUCGCGCCCCUGCCCACUGGCCCUGUCGGGUACCCACCGCGAAGCUAGCCUAUUGGCGGAGAGGCCCUUCCCUGGGGAGUUCUUGGUGAGGUCUUUCCCGGGCCACUCAACGUUUUCACCUCUUUCCUACUUUUGUACGGGUCAUGGGAGUGGUGAGAGUGGACCCUGGGGACAAGCAGACUGCGUGGGGUGACGGGGAGAGGUGUUAACUACGGCAGGCAGCUGUUUGGGGGAUGCCAGAGGUGAUGUCAGGUGGUGGGAAGCAGCCCCCAAGGUGACAGCCGGAUUUCUGCGAUGAAGGACAGAAGGGGGCAGCAGGCCAACAAGGCCACAUCUCAGUGGGUGGGCAGAUGGGACAGCUGGUUGUCUCUUCUGUAACCACAGGGAGUGGUGUGGCCAGCUGUCUCCGUGGCAUGGAUCAGGGCUGGGGGCCGUGGGAGAUGCAUGGAGGAGAAGACGUGGGCCCCAGGCCCUUUCCCCUCUGCUGAGGGCAGCGGAAAAGGCCCGCUGCCCUCCCCUGGCCUCGUGUUUGCCCUGGGCUGGGGGCACACCCGCCUGUGUGCUGUGCUUGCGACGUGCAUCAAUAAACCACCAUGGCCUGAGA
Messenger RNA from Balaenoptera musculus (blue whale), 3183 nucleotides. It is a transcript of the gene PHYHIP, whose product is annotated as phytanoyl-CoA 2-hydroxylase interacting protein. Gene Ontology annotation, molecular function: protein binding. Gene Ontology annotation, cellular component: cytoplasm. The record is from RefSeq and is a predicted model, not a curated record. The transcript has 5 exons. Lineage: Eukaryota; Metazoa; Chordata; Mammalia; Artiodactyla; Balaenopteridae. Bases 567 to 1559 code for a protein of 330 amino acids.